UAAAUUAUUGGUUGAUUCUUGAUAUCGUCGAUUUUGUCAGUAGUUCCACUUUCAAGCACCUGCCUUCCCACUUCUCAUUCUUCUCUCAUGUUAAAAUGGUGGGAUUCAAUUGAAUUGAAGCUUGCUUAACCUUCGUCACUUCAAUGGCGAUCCCUGUGUUUCUAUGUGCUGUACUGUUGCUGGGCUUUCUUUCGUCGUCGGAUUCGAAGUAUAUAAGAUACAAUACUACGUCAAGCACUGUUCCUGGGAAACUCAACGUCCAUCUGGUACCUCAUACGCACGAUGAUGUUGGAUGGUUGAAGACCCUCGACCAGUACUACGUUGGUUCUAACAAUUCCAUUCAGGGAGCGUGUGUUCAAAAUGUGCUAGAUUCUCUGGUACCGGCAUUGUUGGCCGACAAGAAUCGCAAGUUCAUUUAUGUCGAACAGGCCUUUUUCCAACGUUGGUGGAGGGAACAAAGUGAGGCAGUUCAAAACACAGUGAAGCAGCUAGUCAACUCUGGUCAAUUGGAGUUCAUAAAUGGGGGUAUGUGUAUGCAUGACGAGGCAGCUACACAUUACAUUGAUAUGAUUGACCAGACAACUCUUGGGCAUCGAUUUCUUAAACAAGAAUUUAAUGUAACACCAAGAAUAGGUUGGCAAAUUGAUCCCUUUGGACAUUCUGCAGUGCAGGCGUAUUUGUUGUCAGCAGAGGUUGGAUUUGAUUCCCUAUUUUUUGCACGGAUUGAUUACCAAGACAGAGCAAAGAGGAAAGGUGAUAAGUCACUCGAAGUUGUUUGGAGGGCAUCUAAAAGCCUUGGUUCAUCUGCACAAAUCUUUUCUGGAGCAUUCCCUGAGAAUUAUGAACCUCCUAGUAAUUUCUACUAUGAAGUAAAUGAUAACUCUCCUAUUGUCCAGGAUGAUAUUGAUUUGUUUGACUACAAUGUACCUCAGCGAGUGAACGAGUUCGUCUCAGCUGCGAUAUCACAGGCAAAUAUUACUCGUACAAAUCAUAUAAUGUGGACGAUGGGAACAGAUUUCAAGUACCAAUAUGCGAAUAGUUGGUUUCGGCAGAUGGACAAGUUUAUUCACUAUGUCAAUCAGGAUGGAAGGGUUCAUGCCCUGUACUCGACCCCGUCAAUUUAUACUGAUGCAAAAUAUGCAGCAAACAAGGCUUGGCCAAUCAAGACUGAAGACUACUUUCCGUAUGCUGAUCGUAUAAAUGCCUAUUGGACGGGGUAUUUUACAAGUAGGCCGGCUCUUAAGGGUUAUGUUAGAGCGAUGAGCGGAUACUAUUUGGCAGCAAGACAGUUGGAAUAUUAUAAAGGAAAGAGCGCAUCAGGCCCUAAAACUGACUCUCUGGCAGAUGCUUUGGCUAUUGCUCAACACCAUGAUGCAGUUUCUGGAACAGAAAAGCAGCAUGUGGCUAAUGAUUAUGCGAAACGGCUUUCAAUGGGUUACACUGAGGCUGAGAAAGUUGUCGCAGCAUCACUCGCUUGCAUAACUGAGACAACAUCCAAAUCUGGUUGUAAUAGUCCACAAACUCAGUUCCACCAGUGUCCACUUUUGAACAUAAGUUACUGUCCUGCAUCAGAAGUUAAUUUGUCAAACGGGAAAAACCUGGUUGUUGUUGUUUACAAUCCUCUUGGAUGGAAAAGAGAGGAUGUUAUAAGAAUCCCUGUUAUCAGUGAAAUUGUUAAUGUUCGGGAUUCGAGUGGAAAAGAAAUUGAAUCUCAGCUUCUACCAAUUCUUCAUGCUUCGCUGGCUCUAAGAAACUACCAUGCCAAGGCAUACUUGGGUGUAUCUCCAUCUGUAAGCCCCAAGUAUUGGCUUGCUUUUUCAGCAUCUGUUCCUCCACUUGGAUUUAGCACCUACUACAUAUCAAGCUCUAAACAAUCAGUUGCAGGUUCAGCUGUUAUUUCAGACAGACAGACAGAGUACGAGUCAGGAAGUCAAGAUCAAUCAUUUGAAGUAGGCCCAGGCAACUUGAAACUAGUUUAUUCUGGGAAUGAAGGGAAAUUAACUGAUUAUAUCAACACAAGAAGCAAGGUCAAAGAAUCAGUUAAUCAGACAUACACUUUCUAUGCUGGGUAUGGAAAUGAUCAUACUCAGACUGCUCAGGCCUCAGGAGCAUAUAUUUUUCGCCCCAAUGGUACAUACCCCAUCAAAUCUGAAGGGAAGCUCACAGUUUUGAGAGGACCUAUAAUUCAUGAGGUGCAUCAAGAGAUCACUUCAUGGAUAUAUCAGAUCACUAGACUGUACAAGGGAACAGAACAUGCUGAAGUUGAGUUUAUCGUUGGACCCAUACCUAUUGAUGAUGGAGUUGGCAAAGAAAUCGCCACUCAGAUUAAAACAAAUCUCGGAAGCAACAAAACUUUCUAUACCGAUUCUAAUGGACGUGAUUUCAUGGAAAGGAUUCGAAACUAUCGUAAAGACUGGAACUUGGAAGUCAAUCAACCUGCUGCUGGAAAUUACUACCCUCUCAAUCUCGGGAUUUACCUAAGAGAUCAGAGUAAAGAGUUUUCGGUAUUAGUAGAUCGGUCUGUGGGUGGAUCCAGCCUUAUUGAUGGACAAGUGGAGCUAAUGGUUCACAGGAGGUUACUUGUGGAUGAUGGCCGGGGCGUCGGCGAGGCGCUAAAUGAAACAGUUUGCAUUCAUAAUAAGUGCACUGGACUAACUAUCCUUGGUAAGUACUACUUCAGAAUUGACCCUGUAGGAGAGGGUGCCAGAUGGCGUCGCUCAUUUGGUCAGGAGAUAUACUCGCCAUUUCUUUUAGCCUUCACACAAGAGAGUGGAGAUGGUUGGAGAAAUUCUCACGUGACAACCUUUUCAGGGCUUGAUUCCUCGUACGAGAUACCAGAUAAUGUUGCAAUAUUAACACUUGAGGAGCUUGACGAUGGACAAGUUAUCCUUCGGCUGGCUCACUUGUACGAGAUCGACGAGGACAAGAAUCUUUCCGUCAAGGCAAGUGUUGAACUGAAAAAGGUGUUCCCGGGUAAAAAGAUAAAGCAUAUAACAGAAACAAGUCUGUCUGCAAACCAAGAAAGAGCAGAAAUGGAGAAGAAGAGAUUAGUGUGGAAGGCAGAAGAAAAAGAAGCAACGCACGUGAAAGGCCACGUGACAAGAGGGGGACCCGUAGAUCCAGAAAAGCUCGUGGUAGAACUUGCUCCCAUGGAAAUACGAACCUUCGUUAUCGCUUUUUAACCCCAAAAAAUGAUAUGAAAAAAAGGACCAACCGCCGCAAAAUCAUCAAGCGGUUCUUCCACUCAUUGAUGUCUCCCUUUACCCUACAAAUAAAGGAGGCUGUGGCCUUCAUUAUAUGGGACUCAGAGCCACGUCUUCAAUUGUGUUGUAAUUGAAAUAGCACAAUCAGCAUUAUGUUCACUUUGCGGCUCUAGUGAACACUCAAUUGUACUAAUUUAAUGUUUUAUAAUAUAAAUAUGGUUUUUAAAAUAAAAGAUUAAUUAAUAA
Molecule: messenger RNA, 3449 nt
Organism: Prosopis cineraria
Lineage: Eukaryota; Viridiplantae; Streptophyta; Magnoliopsida; Fabales; Fabaceae
Product: probable alpha-mannosidase At5g13980
Exons: 29
Coding region: 144-3182 (1012 amino acids)
Biological process (GO): mannose metabolic process
Molecular function (GO): carbohydrate binding; alpha-mannosidase activity
Source: RefSeq, a predicted model, not a curated record